AUGGCGCCUCUGAGCCAGCUGAGUGGCCACAUCAACUCCACCUGUGGGGCAGAGAACUCCACGGGGGCCAGCCGAGCCCGCCCACAUGCCUACUAUGCCCUCUCCUACUGCGUGCUCAUCCUGGCCAUCGUCUUCGGCAAUGGUCUGGUAUGUGUGGCAGUGCUGAGGGAACGGGCUUUGCAAACCACCACCAACUACCUGGUGGUGAGCCUGGCCGUGGCGGACCUGCUGGUGGCCACCUUGGUGAUGCCCUGGGUGGUGUACCUGGAGGUAACAGGUGGAGUCUGGACUUUCAGCCGAAUUUGCUGUGAUGUUUUCGUCACCCUGGAUGUCAUGAUGUGUACAGCCAGCAUCCUGAACCUCUGCGCCAUCAGCAUCGACAGGUACACUGCAGUGGUCAUGCCAGUCCACUACCAACAUGGCACAGGACAGAGCUCCUGUCGGCGUGUGGCCCUCAUGAUUACAGCCGUGUGGGUACUAGCCUUUGCCGUGUCUUGCCCUCUCCUCUUUGGCUUCAACACCACAGGAGACCCCACCGUCUGCUCCAUCUCCAACCCUGAUUUUGUCAUCUACUCUUCAGUGGUGUCCUUCUACCUGCCCUUUGGAGUGACGGUCCUUGUCUAUGCCAGGAUCUAUGUGGUGUUGAGACAGAGGAGACGGAAACGGAUCCUCACUCGACAGAACAGUCAGUGCAUCAGUGUCAGACCUAGCUUCCCACAACAACCACUAUCCCCUGGCCGGGCACACCUGGAGCUGAAGCGCUACUACAGCAUCUGCCAAGAUACUGCCUUGGGGCAACCAGGCUUCCAAGAAGCAGGAGAGUUGAAAAGGGAGGGGAGGACUCAGAACUCCCUCAGCCCCACCAUGGCACCCAAGCUCAGCUUAGAGGUUCGAAAACUCAGUAACGGCAGGUUGUCGACAUCUCUAAAGUUGGGGCCCUUGCAACCCCGCGGAGUGCCACUUCGGGAGAAAAAGGCAACCCAGAUGUUGGCCAUUGUGCUUGGGACCUUCAUUGUCUGCUGGCUGCCCUUCUUUUUGACCCACGUUCUCAAUACCCACUGCCAAGUCUGCCAUGUGUCCCCAGAGCUUUACAGCGCCACCACGUGGCUGGGCUACGUGAACAGUGCCCUCAACCCUGUGAUCUAUACCACCUUCAAUGUUGAGUUCCGUAAAGCUUUCCUCAAGAUCCUGUCUUGCUGA
Messenger RNA from Puma concolor (puma), 1200 nucleotides. The record is from RefSeq and is a predicted model, not a curated record. NCBI's taxonomy places the organism in Eukaryota, Metazoa, Chordata, Mammalia, Carnivora, Felidae.